Symbiodinium sp. CCMP2592 is the source of this 552-nucleotide messenger RNA. The record is from the annotation of a GenBank genome assembly. Lineage: Eukaryota; Dinophyceae; Suessiales; Symbiodiniaceae.
AUGGAGUGCUGCCGCAUCGAAGGGAACAUCCGAGACGCAGUGCGCUGGGAUCAGCCCCCUCCCUGCAGGUGGUCCUUGCUGUGCACGGAUGCACUGCAAUCAACGAGAAUGCAGCGCGAAGAACCGAUUUACCUGCACUGUCCUUUUGCCUCGCACCUCUGCCGCCACCUCAGAACUUGGACGGUGGAUGGCGAACAGGUAUGGAUUUACUAUUCUGAAAGCCAAUUCUUCCAUGUGGCCAUUCGCAAGAUACGGCCGGACGUGCAUGUGUGCUUCGACAUGACCCUCGACAGCCCGCACAAGAAGCUCUCAGUACGAUACGCCUUAUCCGGUAAAAUGAUUUUGGAGCUCCGAGAAUUGACGCAAAAUCGCAUUUCUUUGGGCAGCGUGCAAUCGAUGCUCCGCUGGCACUUGGGCCUCACGCAGCAGCAAAACAUCGUGUCCCACGAGCAACCUCCGGUGGUUUUUGACACUUCGGAGGCCGAGUCGCAGCAAAGCGAGACCUUAGCUGCAGACGAUUCCGACACGGAGCCGGUCCUCUCCGACAUCUGA